This is a messenger RNA of Rubroshorea leprosula, 2302 nucleotides long. Lineage: Eukaryota; Viridiplantae; Streptophyta; Magnoliopsida; Malvales; Dipterocarpaceae. The record is from the annotation of a GenBank genome assembly.
CCUUGCUGAUUUUAUAGCGAAGCGCUGCCGAAGUGAAACGAGAUCAUCUCGCCAUUCGAGUUCGCGGUAUUUCAGAAACUUUCCAAGUGUUUUACUUCGAUCGUUGAAAGAUCAGGUAAUUCUUGAAGCUCGACUUCUGAUUUCGGAAUUUAAUAUAACCGAUUUUGGAUCUACAAGUCCAGUAGAGAACGUUAGGGGUAGGUGUGGGAUCAAAGUAGGAAGUUAACUGUUCUCAUCCAACUUGUAGUGAGUCCCGAAAGAUGUCGUCAGAAGAGACACUAAGUGUUGGAGGUAGCGAGGGGGAGCAAGGAUUGAGCUUGACCAGUGAGAAUGAGGUGGAGAGCUCAAGGAGCGAGAGGAGUAGGGGGGUUGGAGGUGAGAUGGUAGAGGUGGGGAUUCCUUCUAACAUAUUAGAGGUAGAUCCGGAUAGGGCCAAGUUCUAUAAUGAGGAGGACGAGGUGGUGGAAGAGGUGGCGGGGUACGAGAGUAUGUGGAGGAGUAGGAGUGACCUCGCCCACCUAGUAGAACAGUAUGCCAUUCCGAGGCACGUUCUACUUAGGCCGGCUAAGGAGAGGGAAAGGGCGUGCUCGGCUUCAAGGGAUCAUUGGAUGCCGGUGUACGGGCACUACUUAACAGCCAGGCUUAGGUUUCCAGUGCCCGAGCUGCUAGUGGCGCUGCUGCUGGAGUACGGGCUGGGGUUGACGCAGCUCGUCCCUAACGCGGUUCGGCUUAUCCUAGGAUUUUUAGUAUAUUGCCAAACUCGAGGUGUAAUCCCCACGUGGGAGAAAUCGGAGGUGGAGGUAACGGAGCUCAGCAGGUGGAAGAGGAAGAGGUCGAAUCCGAAUCAGUAUUCGUUGAGCUCGGGAGAGCAGGAUGAGGUGGAAAGGUUGGAGAAGAGAGGUGGGGACGUAAUGGACAUCAUGCAUUUCAGCAGUCCAGCAAUGUUAGAGGCGGUAGAAAUCUAUGGGCCGAGCUCUAUGACUGGAGAAGAGAUGAAUUGGCUGAUGUCCAAGAGGAAGACGGUAGCACUGCCGGAGAAGAGGUCGAAGACUCUGGCCGCACCCUCAGUGGGGGAGAGGGUGCUUGGUGGGACUUCAAGGUCUCGCCCAGAGGGGAGCGCCCGAGCUGAGGUGGGCCCUGGCUCAGAUCAGGGGAGGAAGAGGGCUGAGGAGGCUACAGCCCAGAAGAGGAAGAGGGUGGAGGAGGUGCAGCAUCCCCAAACCGACGCGCUGAUCGAGUUCGUACCUCGACCUCCGCCGGUGCAGAUUGACCCUGCUCUACGUGAAGUGGGGAUGGUGGGGCAUGGGAAGGGGAAGGAGUCCCCUAUUCCUAGGCAGAAAUCAAGCUUUUACGAAAGUACAAGCAAGACGGCUGCCAAGCGCUUCAUCAGGUCCACUUUUCCUGAGGUGGAUCUCAACAGAGCCCGGCAUGAGGUCGAGGAGCAUGGGGGCUCAGGAGUAGUGCGCCAUGCGCUCGAGACGGUGAAUCUCAUCAAUGCCUUGGCGGCUGAGUACUACGACUGCCUCAAGGAGAGGAAUAACCUCGUCGACAAAUAUGAUGAGCACAACCUGCAGAAGCAGUCGGCUGAGCAGAACUUCAAUGACCUGACUUCGGAGCUCGAGAAAGUCAGGGAGGAGUUGGUUUCUGCUAAGGCAGCCACCGAUGCUGAGGUGAAGAAGAGGAGAAGAGCCGAGGAAGAGCUGGCUAAGGCGCAAGGGGAAUUGGCUGAGGUGCAGAAGAGAACCGAGCUGGAGGUGCAUAACUCGGUUGAGAAGCAUGUCUCUGAGUUCGUCAAUUCGGAGACGUUUUCAGAGAUUGUGGACCUCUUCCGCAUGCCUACACUGGUGAUGGCAUUCAAUGACUGCAGGAAAAAGGUGAAGGCCCAGAAUCCUGAGGUCGAUGUGACGAAAGUCACUUUCGGACCAGAGGAGGCUGGAGUGGAAGAGGAUAGGGAGAGCAGAACAGUUGAGUUACGGCCGGACAUAACUCUUAGCUGGGAGCGGGACGAGGCUGGAAGAACUGUGCUCCCCCCACGUCUCGAGUACGAGUUCGUCGCCGUGGACGAAGAGACCGAGGCUCCUGCAACUACCGAGGUCGGAGAGAAUGCGGCUGAACAAGAGGUGGAUCAGCAGCGUGUGGUGAUCGACUGACUUCGGCCUAUUCCCCUCUUUUCUCUUUUUUUUUUUUUGUAAUGAUAAUGUACUGUUUUUAGUACAAUUAAUGAAAAGAAAACGUGUUAUAUUUUAAUGUUUGUAUGGGUGCGUGAGCUCAUAGUUCCUGUUAACAAACAUUAAAACGUAAU